This is a messenger RNA of Diuraphis noxia (Russian wheat aphid), 2035 nucleotides long. RefSeq lists its product as uncharacterized. The record is from RefSeq and is a predicted model, not a curated record. Lineage: Eukaryota; Metazoa; Arthropoda; Insecta; Hemiptera; Aphididae.
UUAGUUAGUGAUAAAUUAAAAUUAGAAGAAGUCCAAAGUAAAAUUAAACAACAAUGUAAUGAAUUAUUACAGAAAAAUAUUUCAUUAGAAAAUCACUGUGAAAAAAGGGAGCAAGCAUUUGAUGGCCAAACAAAUUUAAUUAGCAAAUUAGAAAACAGUAUCACUGUUUUAAAUGAAAAGUUAAAUAAUUAUGUGGAAAUUGAAGAAGAAAAUAACAAAUUACUAAAACAAAUAAAAUUGUGUUCUAAACAAAUGGAAACUUAUGAAAAUGAACGAGAAGUAUAUGUACAAAGAUUACAAAACAUGCAGAAAGAAGAAAAUGAAUUCAAAAACAAUAUAAAAGAUUUAAAGCAAGAAAUGGAUGUAAAAAAUAGCGAAAUUAACAAACUUACCGAAAACUGUACUAUUUUGAACUCGAAAAAUGCAUUGUUAUCUACUAAUGUAGAUAAUUUAAAAACAAACUUCACCAAUUGCCUAAAACUUUUAGAUGAAAUGUUUGAAAAUUAUGUAAAACAUAAUGCAGUAAUAGAAAAUAAUGAACCACCUUUAAAAAUUAUCCCUUUAAUAAAUGAAACAUUUGAAUUGUUUGAACACACUUUAGMUGAAUAUAAAUUAUUUAAAUUAUCAUCUGAAAAUUCUAAAAUUACUUUAAAAGAUGAAAUUAACCAAAAAGAAAAAAUAAUUUUGUCAUUAAAGGAUAAAUUAGAUAACUAUAAACAGGAAAUCUUUAAAAAUGAAAUGACUAACACUAAUUAUUCUGAGAUAAAGAAGUCUGCAGGGAACACAGAUCUUAAGCAAACUCUAAGUGAGAACAUAAAUAAUCGUCAACUAACAAUAAAUUCUGAACUCAAAAAAAACUUAAAAUAUAUUUAUACAAUUAAGAAUGACAUAUUGCCAAAACAAAAACUUUUAGUAUCUGAAUGCAUGGAAUUUAUGUUWAAAAAAAUUGAAGAAAUUGAAUGUUUAAAUAUUUCCAAAAAUUGUUUCAUAGAAAAUAUACAUACACAAUUUUUAAAUUUGAAAAAAGAAAUAGUGUGCAAAAAUUUAAACAUUAAAGAACUAAAAACAGAAGUAUUAAAUCUAAAAGAAUUAGUCAAAACAAAAGAUGCACUGUGCAAUGACAUGAAUAUAGAAUUGCAACAGUUAAAAGAAAACUUAGAUGAUGCAAGAACUACGUCAAUUGGUAAAGAAGACAAUAUUUAUAAAAUGCCUGAAAUAGAUGAAAGUCAAGAAGAUCGUUCACAAAAGUUGAAGGCCAUUGCUAUAAAACAAAAAAAACAAAUAGCUGAUUUAAAACAGWCUCUUGAAAAUGAAAUCAAGAAGCAUAGUUUAGAAAAAAGUGAUUUAAUGAAUAAGGUGAUGAGCUUAGCUGAACAAGGCAAACUUGCUCGAAAUGCUGAGUCAUUAUUAAACGAAAAAGAAAAUCAUUUAAAAGAAUGCCAAGCAGCUUUAAAUCAAGAAAAUAUAUCAAAUACAAAUUUAACUAAUAAAUAUGAUGAAUUACAAAAACUAUAUGAAACURAAAAAGAAAACUAUCAAUUGCAACACUCACAGCUCACAGAAAAAAUUCGACGAAUGCAAGUAGAAAUAAAAACAGCAAAUGAGUCUAUUUCAAAAUACACAGAAGAAAAUCAAAGUCUCCUUGACGAAUUUGAAGCAUAUAAAGUAAGAGCUCAUAGUGUUUUUCAAAAACACAAACAAGACACUGUGUAUCAUGCCAAAGUUGCAGAAUUAAAUGAACAACUACAAGAAGUUACCAAAACUUUAAAUCUCUCAAAAAUAAAUUUACAAAGUGUGUCGUCAGAAUUAUCUCAUAGAAAUAUAGAAAUGACCAUGUUACAAAAAGAAAUAGAUAAAUAUGAAAAGAAAUUAAGUAAUUUGAACAAGACUAUGUCAACAAAAGACAAAGAAAUAUAUCAUUUGAGUAACGAAAUUGAAAAUAUGAAAUCCUUAUUGGAAAAAGAGAAGGCAUCUCUUAAUGUUAGUUUAGUAUGAUCAAAUAAUUAUUUAUACAGCUGAUUUUGCAUAUUAGGGA